This is a messenger RNA of Paramisgurnus dabryanus, 3773 nucleotides long. The record is from RefSeq and is a predicted model, not a curated record. NCBI's taxonomy places the organism in Eukaryota, Metazoa, Chordata, Actinopteri, Cypriniformes, Cobitidae.
GACACCUGUCCCAAAAUUGUCAUUUAUAAAAAAUACCCUUGCCCUCAGAAUACAGUUUAACUAUUCAGUAAACGCUGUGGGGAUUUCUAAAUCUGCUUUUGUAUUUUUACAGUUUUCAGUGUGGUUUAUUGUGUUAACUCGGGUACCCAACAGCUUAUUUAAAAAAUAAAGAUUUUGGUUACAGGAAAGAUUCAUCCACACAAGAAACAUCACCAAUAUAAAUAUACAGUAGCCACUGUUAGAGCUAUUGUAACAAGCUGGACUUUUGACUGAAAACCUUCGGCUACUGACAUAUAACCCUUGUGACAACUUUCCCAUGUGACAACAAGCUCUGUUUUUUUUUAAUGCCUAACAUGUCAAAGACUUUUAACGCUUUAAAGUCACCAAUAAAUGUUAUAUUAUCUAAUUAUAGCUAUUAUACAAAACAACUUCUUUUUCAACUUCUGUAUUGUUUUGGAUUAAUCAAAUUCAUUAGCAAUAUUGUCAUCUGAUAGCCUUAUGUCCUGGAUGUAGGUGUGUAGAUUUCCUCCAAUAAAAAGUCUAUUGACAGCACUAGUCAUGCAGUGCGCACACAUACAGAGAGGAGAGGAGCAGGUUAAUAUAUCACUGACUGAGUGCAAGGAUUUAAAGGGUUGUGUAUUGGUCAGAUAUUUACUUUGCAGUACAUCAAGGUCUCCGGAGGAUCGAGAGAGCCGUGAGCGUACAUCUGCUCACCCUACAUCUCCUCUAUCGCCAGCGGGUGUCCUGAGGAGUCCGAGCUCUCCACUGAGCAGACCGGACCACCAGCACCCUCAUCGGAGACUGCGCUCUCCGCAGAGGAGACCAGACGACCGUCACCCUCAGCGGGCUCAGGUAAAGCAGAUCUUACUGGACAUCGGCUGUUGCAUUGUAGGACAGACAGAGACAUUGGUGCCUGCAGAUCGGGUUCUCUAUGCCCUCAGAGAUGCCACAUCAACUGUAGACAGUCUUCCUCUCAUCACAGGCUCCAUCAUUUCUAAGAAAGGAGCAGAAGGUCUGAAUGCACUUGUAUUGGAUGUAAAGUUUGGCAGGGCUGCUUUGUAUAAAGAUUUGGACAGUGCACGCCAUCUUGCCCAGUCACUGGUAACUGCAGGCAACAACCUGGGUAUAACAACAGGGGCGGUACUUAGCCGAAUGAACGCUCCGAUUGGUCGAUGUGUGGGAAAUGCAGUUGAGGUGUGUGAAGCCCUCGAGUGUCUUAAAGGACGGGGGCCAGAUGACCUAAAUGAACUAGUUUUAACUUUAGGUGGGUACUUAUUGUGGAUAAGUGGCCACUCUCCAACAUUAGAGAAUGGGAAAAAUAUGAUUCUCCAAAAACUAAUGAACAGAGAAGCCCUGAAAAAGUUCCAGGCUAUGUUGGUGGCCCAGGGUGUGACUGAAGAUGCUGCCCAUUCCCUGUGCGCAGAUGACACAGACUACUUUAGGCACAUGAAGAGAGCAGCACAUCAAACAGAGCUUAAAGCACAACAUGAUGGAACGGUUUUAGAGAUUGAUGGCAUGGCAGUGGCCAAGGUGCUGCACAAGUUAGGGGCGGGACGUAAUGAACCUGGUGAGAAAAUCGAUCACAGUGUGGGAGCGGAGAUUUUGGUAGACAUGGGACAGCAGGUAACUAAAGGUCAAUCCUGGAUCAGGAUUCAUCACAACAGCCCAGAACUGUAUAUACACCAACAUUUUGACCUUCAGAAAGCUUUGGUUUUUGGCAGCAGUGAUGAAUUCAAGACAGAGUCACGUGUAGCGGAAUUUAUCCAUCCCAGAUAAUACCAAAAUACAAAAACAAAAAAUUAUUUCAGAAGGUUUAAGUGUACAAAAGCAUGGUACUGUAUAUGUAAAGUACCAGGAUGUUAAAUUGAUACCAGGUAGGACUUGGCAAGCCAGGCACUACAAACCAUGGGCGUAGAUUUAGGGUGGGACACUAGGGACAUGUCCCUAGCAAUAUUCAGGGAAGACUGAAUUGUCCCUAGCAAUAAUUUCGACCAAACAAUUAAUCUGUAUUUAUAUAUAACCACUAAUGUCCUUCUUAUUCUUGUGUUUUCUAUUUUUUACUUAUUAUAUUUUUUUUCAGGAAUCAUUUAAAUGAGACUAGAAAUCUUUUGCAAUCCCGUUCUGUAAAAAUGACGCUCUAUGUGGUACACAAACGGUUAACAGCUUUCGUUCUCUGCAAUGCCCGCCUCCGUAACUCACAUCGCUAAUAUGAUUGGCUUUGCAUUUCUUUAGUCCCGCCUCUCUAAUCACAUUGCUAAUAUGAUUGGAUUAGCAUUUCUUGAGUCCCGCCUCUCUAAAUCACAUCACUUUAUGGCUUGUCUUUACUCGCUACGUGUGAUAGGAUGGUUUCACUUUGUACAACGCGCCAAAGUUCACUCAACAAGACGCGCGUGAUUAUUCGGGCUACAGGUAAGUGAGGAAGAAAGUAUUAUUAUACCCACUGUAACUGUUUCAUUCACAAAUUACGGAACAAGUUGUGUCACAUAAUGUUUCAAGGACACUGUUUUCACCAAUACACGACAAUCCCAUGUUAACCUGAGGAGUUGCAAACUUUUGUCAACCUUUUAUAAAUGGGGUGGCAAGGUUAUUUAGGGGGUCCCUAAUCCAUGAAAGAAAAUAACCCCAACAUGGUAAAAACAUGAAUUCAUGUCAUGAAUCCUGAAUACUUUACAUUACUGCACUGUGGUCAUUACUUGCACAGAUGUAGACAUAAUGUAAGGUUGCAUUUUAAACUUAAAAUUAUUUUUUUUCACACUGAUUAACUGUCUGUUUAUGAAAAGAAGAUUUAAUGUGAACUACAGAAACGUUAAUAAACGUUGUUCAGGAAACAGCAUGAUAUACAUACCAACUUCAACACUGGGAUUUUUUUGGCAAAAUUAAAUUAAGAAUUAAAUAUUAAUUGCAUAUUCUUAGUAAAUAUGGUUAUAUCUUACAAUGUGAUUUUCUUUUUUUUUUUUUACAAAGACUUAAACAGUUACUGUUUAUUAGGCUCUAGGACAUAACGAAUUGUUUAUUAUAAAUUUGGGAUGGCCGGGGGUGGCGAGUCAGAUGUUACUGAGUAAAGUGCAUACUGAGUUGUCUGUUGUUUGUGUCAAGUAAACGGUGAUAAACAGUUUUUGCAAUGCAACCAUUUUAUUUAUGUCCCCACCAAUGCCAGAAUCAAACCUACGCCCUUGCUACAAACUAAAGAUUAUUGAACUUUGAGAACUUCGAAAGCCAUCUGGGAAAUCUUUAAACGUGUUUGCUUACCAGUGGCCUCUAAAAUAUUACUGUAGCCCAGGGCUGCUCAAUAUCCACCUGCCUUCAAAGUUCAGUCAAAACUUUAAUGAUACUCACCUGAAGCAACUAAACAAAACUUUAGGGUUAAACUGGGAAUUACAGCGGUACUGAAAUUGAAUUUUGCAGGAAGGUGGAUCAUCUGAAGAAUGCGCACAAAAACAAUGAAAUCCUCAGUUAAGAAACUUUGUAGAAAUGUUUAUGUUAGUAUCCAAAUAUUUAUAUGUGCAAAAAAUUUUUAUCUUUGUAUUUCUACUGCAUCAAGAUGCUUUCAGCCUGGGCAGUUACAUUGAGAUGUGAUGUACUGAAAUUAUGAGAUAAUUAAUAAAUUCACCAGCUUAGUUUAUACUCAAAUAUUUUUUUCUUUAAAACACAUUACUUUCUUUGUAUUUGUUGAAUAAAUGAAAUUAUUCCGAUUUUUUAGUGUUGGGUUAAAUGAAUGUUGCUGCCACCUAGUGGGAUGUUAUUUUAACUAACAUCAGGGCCCGGUUUUUCAA